Messenger RNA from Closterium sp. NIES-67, 957 nucleotides. The record is from the annotation of a GenBank genome assembly. NCBI's taxonomy places the organism in Eukaryota, Viridiplantae, Streptophyta, Zygnematophyceae, Desmidiales, Closteriaceae.
CCAUUUACCCGCCACCCCGGAAACCCCCUGGCCCGCCUCACAGCCCCCCCUCCCCUGCUCGAGGCCCCAGUGUAGCCUUGGAAUCCCCCCUCCUCCCGCCCUUCCUCUUCCACCUCCCCAGCCUCCCUCCCUUCACCUUUUCACAGCAGCCCUCCUCCCACACCUUUCCCUCUUUUCCUCCUUUCACCAUGACGACCGCUCUGAGGAAGAACCGCAAAAAGCGCGGCCACGUCAGCGCCGGCCAUGGCCGUAUCGGCAAGCACAGAAAGCAUCCCGGCGGUCGCGGUAACGCGGGAGGCAUGCACCACCACAGGAUCAUGAUGGACAAGUACCAUCCGGGUUACUUCGGUAAAGUCGGUAUGCGUUACUUCCAUAAGUCGCAGAACAAGUUCCACUGCCCACACAUCAACCUCAACGAGCUCUGGUCGCUGGUUCCCGCUGAAAUUAAGGAGCAGGCCAGCGGCGCGGGAUCCGCUCCCGUGAUCGAUGUUACCAAGUUCGGGUUCUUCAAGGUGCUCGGUGCCGGCGAGCUGCCGUCGCAGCCGUUGAUCGUCAAGGCGAAGCUGUUCAGCAAGCUGGCGGAGCGGCGGAUCAAGGAGGCCGGCGGAGCGGCGCAAUUGACGGCGUAAAGUUGCCGGCUAGGCGUCAGACGACGUGUCAGACCGGCGGUCGGGAUCGGCAGGCAGCGGCUAGGGUUUCGUUUCGGUUCGUUCAGGGAUCCAGGAGUAGGAACAGGCUUUCAAGGCUGCUGAUCGGCUGGUUACCAGGUAGACUACUGGUCGGUUGCUUUGCUUGUUACGCGUUCCUCCAUAAUGGGUACAUAUUUCCUGAUAAGAUACAGAUAUCCCUUGCUACUGGCUGCUGAACCUGCUGCUGCCGCGAUGUCUGUUGUCAGUGCAACAAGCUAAGGUGGGCAUUGUACUCUUACGCAUUUGUGUUUCUUUUUCCGUUUUCACA